Helianthus annuus (common sunflower) is the source of this 3129-nucleotide messenger RNA. RefSeq names its product receptor-like protein EIX2. Gene Ontology annotation, molecular function: protein binding. NCBI's taxonomy places the organism in Eukaryota, Viridiplantae, Streptophyta, Magnoliopsida, Asterales, Asteraceae. The record is from RefSeq and is a predicted model, not a curated record. Bases 1 to 3129 code for a protein of 1042 amino acids. The transcript has a single exon.
AUGGGAAAUCAGUGGGUUUUGGGGCUUCAUCUCAUUUUCAUAGGUACUUUUGUGGUUGCAACAACUUGUUUGGGUGCUCGUAAUUCGACAGCAAGUUGCCAUGAGCAAGAGAGGCUAGCACUGCUUAAGUUUAAAGACAGCGUCAAAGAUGAUUUCAAAAUGUUGUCAUCAUGGGUUGGCAUCGAUUGUUGCUCAUGGGACCGAGUUCAUUGUGAUGGUGCCACCGGAAGAGUUGCCAGUCUUCAUCUAAGAGGAAUUGUAAGGGGACUUUCUUCUUCAUGUUGGGUUACUGGCACUUUUGCCAGCGUCACCGCAAGUAUGGUAAACGGCUACUUAGUUGGUGAAGAGUACUACUUAAUUGGAGAAGAUGUCAACUCUUCUUUAGCAGAGUUGAGGCAUUUAAAAUAUCUGGACUUGAGCGGAAAUGAUUUUCAAGGAAGGCGGAUCCCGGAGUUCAUCGGAUCCUUGAAAAAGUUAAGGUACCUCAAUCUCUCUAAUGCAGGUUUUAGUGGCAAUAUUCCCCAUCACAUUGGAAAUCUUUCAAAUUUGAAAGUUCUUGCUCUCAGUUCAACAACAUACACACAAACGUUAACCGCCGAUGAUAUGGUCUGGAUUUCUGGCCUUUCGUCACUCAAGUAUCUUGACUUGAAUGGAGUGAAUCUUAGCGGGGCAAAAAAUCGUGACAAGGUGCUUUACAUGAUUCCUUCAGUAAUACACUUAAGCUUGUCAUGCUCUGGAUUUUCAGCUGUUGAUCUUGCAGCAGGUCCGCGUCUGAAUUUUAGUAGAAUUCUUCCCAACAUCAAAUACCUUCAGCUUAAGGACAACGCAAUUGAAGUCCUAUUUCCAUCGGUUUUAACAAACAUGAGUUCCCUAGUAUCUCUUGACCUUUCAGGCAACAUUCUAAAUUCAUCAAUUCCUUUCAUGCCUAGCCUUCUUAAGCUUGAUCUUUCUAAUAGUGAAAUUAGGCAGAUUGAUUAUAUUGGUAUAUGGAGACAGUGCAACCUGAAAGAAUUGAUUGUUUCAUUUAGUAAUCUUGAAGGAGAUAUGACUGGACCAUCAACAAAUGCAUCCAUGUGUUCCACAUAUGCUUUAGAGGUGCUGGAUUUAUCUCUGAAUGAAUUAAGUUGUUCAAUUCCAAAAUCAUUUGGAAGGCUGACAAGUUUAAGAGCAUUACAUCUUGAAUCGAACAGAUUAAAAGGUCCAAUCCCUGAAGAUUUGGGGAAAUUAAGAUUUUUAGAAGUAUUAGAUCUAUCUUACAACCAGUUAGAUGGUCCCAUUCCAACACUUCUUGGACGGAUAACCGAACUUGACCUUUCUCAUAAUCAAUUGAAUUACUCGAUUCCAGAAUCCUUUAGAAGUUUAGCAGCUUUAACAUAUUUAAAUCUAGAAAGCAAUCAGUUAACAGGACCCAUCCCAGCAUCUCUAGGAAGACUUGCCACAUUAAAAACAUUUUCGAUGUCUUCAAAUUUGUUAAAUGGGACUAUUCCAACUCUUGUUGGGCAACUCACCGAACUUGAAUUUCUAGAUGUCUCCAAUAACUCUUUAGAAGGAGAAAUUUUGGAAGCCCAUUUUUCAAACCUUUCAAUGUUGAAGUACUUGGAUUUAAGUUCCAAUCGGAAUUUGACAUUAAAUGUUUCACGUCAGUGGAUACCUCCGUUCCAAUUGAGAACCAUUCGGCUUAGUUCUUGCAAAAUUUCAGAUGAAUUCCCGAAGUGGUUUCAAACUCAAAAGAAACUUGAUGAGUUGGUGUUAUCUAACGCUAGCAUUUCUGGGCCUCUGCCCACAUGGUUGCGGCAGAUGCGCAUCAUCAGUUUCUUAGAUCUCUCUUACAACAAACUCAAUGGACCAUUGACAAACCUUCCUUUCGGGGACCCUCUUAAUAGAUAUAUAAAUGAAUAUAUGGGGUCAUUAUAUCUGCAAAAUAACCUUUUCAAUGGGUUAAUUCCAAGGUCUUUGUGCACAAGGACUGGCUUGGAAAUUCUUGAUCUUUCAAAAAACAGGUUAACUGGGAUAAUACCCAACUGUUUACUGAAUCUUCAACAUUUGAGUAUGAUGAUACUUAGUUCAAAUGGCUUAUCUGGUGUCAUUCCAAGUUUUUUAGGCCGCAUUUCCCCAGCAUUGUCAUGGCUAAACUUGAACAACAACAGCUUCACUGGAGAGCUUCCUCAAGAUUUGGGAAAGUUACACGCCUUGACAGUCUUAGAUCUUGGUGACAACGAAUUUUCCGGAAAGAUUCCCAAAUGGAUUGGAGAAAAACUAACAAGGUUGAUGGUUCUGAGGUUGCAUAAGAAUAACUUCAGUGGAAGAAUUCCUCAAUCUUUAUGCAAAAACUCACGUCUUCAGAUUUUGGAUAUCGCACACAACAACUUAAUAGGACAAGUCCCGCGUUGCUUCGGAGAGCUGUAUGGAAUGGUUGAGGCUAGUCAUCAAGAUAUUCGUAACGGAAGUUUUUCUAGUUCUGAUGAAAACGUAAUUCAGGUAAUAAAAGGUUCCGAUCUUGAAUAUUCAAAAACUUUGGAUUUGGUUUUUAAUAUGGAUCUUUCAAGCAAUAAACUAGUCGGGCAGAUACCGGAAGAGUUAAUGACACUUUCUCUGUUGGUGGGUCUCAAUCUGUCUCAUAAUCAUCUAAGUGGGGGAAUUCCAAGCAGUAUUGGGAACAUGAAGGCUUUAUUUUCACUCGAUUUCGCAGACAACAAGUUAACUGGAAUGAUUCCUCCAAGCUUGGCAUCUUUGAACUUUUUGAGCCAUUUGAAUCUGUCACAUAACAACUUGUCCGGAAAAAUUCCAACGGGAAAUCAAUUGCAAACCCUUACUGAUCCAUCAAUAUAUGUUGGUAACAGAGAUCUCUGUGGCGCUCCACUACCAAAGAAUUGCUCCAAUCAUGAAGAUCCAACCACCACAACAAGCAAGAACAACAAAAGAGAACCUGAUGGGCCCAAGGAAUGGUUUUAUCUGAGUGUAGUGUGUGGUAUAGCAACAGGGUUUUGGGGUGUUAUUGGAGUCUUGCUGUUCAAGAAGCAAUGGAGGUAUAAGCUUUUUAUGGUGGCAGAGGUAACCACGGACAUGAUAUAUGUUGCAGUCAUGGUGAGAGUUUCCAAGAUGAAAAGAAAAGGAAGAGAUGCGGCAUAA